CGCGUCAGUUCCAACAUGGCGGCGCCCCAUGCCGUGGACGGAGUGGAGCGAAGCAGCAGCGAAACAGGGCUGAUUCUGUCAGAUUCAUCCACCGGAGAUGUAAAGAGACCUCAGUUCGGGACUCGUUUCCUCACAGACCCGCGGCAGGUCUUCCAGCACAACGCAUGGGACAAUGUGGAGUGGACUGAGGACCAAGAAGCAGCUGCUAAGAAGAAAGUCUCAGAAAACAGUCAGCCUCUACCUCCAGAGAAACAAGAGGAAUACGACAGCAGGGCCAAUGAGUACUGGAAUGGUUUUUACACAAUCCAUGAGAAUCGUUUCUUCAAAGACCGUCAUUGGCUCUUCACGGAGUUCCCAGAGUUGGCCCCACAGUGUAGCCUGAAUCAUGAAUCCCGUCUGGAAGGAUGUGGCACAGAUGACGGUCAGCAGGACAGUCAAGUCAGUCUGGAUCAGGAGCAAAGCAGAGAGGUUGCUGAUGGUGACUUUCCUGGCUCCUCAGCCACAUAUCGUAUUCUGGAGGUUGGCUGCGGUGUGGGGAACACGGUUUUUCCAAUACUGAAGACUAACAAUGACCCCGGACUCUUUGUUUACUGCUGUGAUUUCUCCGGCACUGCCGUGGAGUUAGUCAAGAUUAAUCCAGAGUACGACCCUGGGCGCUGCUUCGCCUUUGUUCACGACUUGAGUGAUGUGGAAGCCAAUUACCCCGUCCCCGAUGGAACCCUUGAUGUUAUAGUGCUAAUCUUUGUGCUAUCAGCAUUGCAUCCCAACAAGAUGCAGGCAUCCAUCAGUAGAUUAGCACGGCUCCUUAAACCUGGGGGAGUGAUGCUGCUCAGGGACUAUGGGCGCUACGAUAUGGCACAGCUCCGCUUCAAGAAAGGGAGGUGUCUUGCAGAAAACUUUUACGUACGAGGUGAUGGAACAAGAGUAUAUUUCUUUACCCAAGAUGAGCUUCAUGAGCUGUUCACUGAGGCAGGGCUUGAGAAAGUGCAGAACCUUGUGGACAGAAGGCUACAGGUGAACAGAGGGAAACAGCUCACCAUGUACAGGGUGUGGAUCCAGUGCAAGUACCGCAAGGCUCUAGUUCAGCCACCUGAGACACAGGACUGAGACAGAGGAGAGGAUACGCCGGGUUUGACUUUCAAAACCAGCUGAAACUGGGAGCUAAAAUCAAGGCAGUGCCGGCUUUUUUUUCUUCUGAGGAUGUAUGGAACUGAGAGGCUCUAUUGUGGUUGAGAUAAAAGGAACGCAACUGGAUAGUUGUAUUCUGUAAAGACCUCAUACUAUCUCAGCUGCCAUCAUGUUGAUGGACUCGUUUUAUGUCUAGUGUUCCUGAUGGUGCUGCAAUCCCAUCUACAAGAGUGAUGAUUUCUCAUUUUCUGCUGAUGAGUUCAGUAAUGUGAGAAAGGGCUGGUUACCCUGAAAUAAAUGUCUCUAUUCUGCCAGAGGCUGUUUUUAAUCAGCUGAUGUUUUGAUAUAAAUUGCAUGAUUUUAAAGAACACUCAAUCACCUUUUUGUACAUGGACGAUGAAUAAAAAUCUAAACUGUAAA
Seriola aureovittata is the source of this 1548-nucleotide messenger RNA. It is a transcript of the gene mettl2a, whose product is annotated as methyltransferase 2A, methylcytidine. Bases 16 to 1107 code for a protein of 363 amino acids. The transcript is spliced from 9 exons. NCBI's taxonomy places the organism in Eukaryota, Metazoa, Chordata, Actinopteri, Carangiformes, Carangidae. The record is from RefSeq and is a predicted model, not a curated record. Gene Ontology annotation, molecular function: tRNA (cytidine-N3)-methyltransferase activity.